AUCAUUCCAGUGGGCGGGAUGUCUCGCGGCGGGAGCGGAGCCGGUAAGACGGCGACCGCGAAGCGCGUGCCCCCGCCAGCAGUCCCCGGAGACGCCUUCAGUACCCCACAGCACCGACACUCGGGCUCCAGCUUCGGGUCACAAGGGUACGCCUCCUGCGAGGAACAGCCGUACCCUCAACCGCCAGAUACGCCGUCACAUACCAGAGAUGACCACUCAGACUAUGGCAGCACGGUGUCUGGUGUCUCCGGCGUGUCAGGCGCGAGUGGCAGUCUCGGCAAGAGUCCGGCAGGUGGCGGCACCUUCACGUUCCCGCCGCCAGCUCAGCCACUCACACAUAAAGCUGCAGUGUACUACCAUCACCAGCUAGCACUCAGUGAUGACCAGGGGAUUGAUAUGACACAGAGUCCAGGCCGCGACAGUCCAGGUUCAUCAUCAGGUUCAGCGGGUUCAGGGUCUCGUCACUCGUCAGCAUCACUGGACAGCGGGCGCGCGUCAGGUCGCAUGCCGCAUCAUCACCACGCGGCCUGCCAUUGUGGCGACCUCGCUGACAGGGUGCGAGCUAUGAUCGCUCAAGGGUUACCGGACACAGACAUAAUCCACGCGUGCCUAGCAGACCUCCAGAUGGAGGAGUACGCUCGUCUCUUCAUAGAAGCUGGUUACGACCUGCCAACAGUAACGAGAAUGACGCCCGAAGACCUAACAGCCGUCGGGAUUAAAAAGCCAAAUCAUCGCAAGCGGUUAAAGGCUGAGCUCGCCAAUCUAAAUGUGCCGGAUAACCUCCCUGACUAUAUACCGGGUUCCCUAGAAGAAUGGCUGCGACUACUUCGACUGGAGGAAUACGGGCCCGCAUUAGUAGCGCAGGGUUACCGCACCGUGCAUGACGUCACACAACUAGCUUGGGAGGAUCUAGAAGACAUGGGCAUAGUCCGUCUGGGUCACCAAAAGAAAAUUCUUCUUGCCAUCAAAAGAGUGAAAGAUAUUAGAGCAGGAAAGAGAAGCAUUAGCAACCAAGGGUCCUUGGACUUUACGAGAAUACAACCUGGCCAGGAUUUAUAUCCGAGGGAGCUACAUUACCAGCCUUGGGAGAGACAACGGAGUUACCAUAAACCCCCCGACCUAAACUUUGACGCCAUACCGACGCCCCUUUGUGGCACAGAUUUGGUCCCCAUUCAGAUACGUCAUCCGCGCGGAAAAUCCCUAGAGAGUCUAGAGGAUCCUUCAGAAAGAGCAUCACACACGACGUUCUCACCGGAGGCUGGGUUCUACUACGGCGGGGGUCAGUGGCGACGCUCGUAUGAUGACGGGGACAUAACACCCACUAAUGACUCGUACGAGGGAGGCGGCACUCUACCCCGGCCGCGCGGGCUGGUGCGACCGCGGCCCGUCGCCAAGAUCGCAGCUACACCCGCCUACCGCGACAAGUCGCCCGACUACGCGUACGACGAGCGCGCAUACUCCGCGCGACUGCAACGUGUCGCGUACGGCGCCAGCCCGCACGUGGCGCGCAAGCCACCGCCAGAACCGCCCAAGCGGCAGAGCUCUCAAUACGCGCCCUUCUCGCGAUUUGGCCAGACGACUGUAGAGAUCCACCCUGAGAAGAGUCUGCCACUAUCUCUCCCUGCCUACCCGAGCUCGGACUCCCUGUCGGUGUCGCUGGACAGUACUGGCCUACUGCCGCCACCGCCCGCGCCCGCCAGCCCGCCGCGACGGUAUGAUGACGACAAGCUGCGCACCGGCUCUGAUGCUAGUUUUAAGUCAAGCUCCAGCACGGAAUCGGAUAGCAUUCCAUUUGCGAAUGAAAACGCUGGGACCAUAAAGCAAAACCGCGGCCAGAUAGGAGGUCGGCCGCACACGGUGGACUACGGGCGCGGCGGCAUGGGGCUGGCCAGCCUGCCGCCGCGGGGCGGCGACAUCAAGCCCGCCACGCCGCACGCUCUGCCAGAACACAAGGACGAGAAGAGCUCGGAACCAGUCGACGUGCUCAACGACAUCGGCAACAUGUUAGCCAACCUCACCGACGAACUCGACGCCAUGUUGGAAGAAGAAAAGCGCCAAGGACUCACAGAUUCCUAA
Molecule: messenger RNA, 2076 nt
Organism: Spodoptera littoralis (African cotton leafworm)
Lineage: Eukaryota; Metazoa; Arthropoda; Insecta; Lepidoptera; Noctuidae
Source: the annotation of a GenBank genome assembly